This is a messenger RNA of Cryptomeria japonica (Japanese cedar), 1023 nucleotides long. RefSeq lists its product as uncharacterized. The coding region runs from base 1 to 1023 and encodes 340 amino acids. The record is from RefSeq and is a predicted model, not a curated record. Lineage: Eukaryota; Viridiplantae; Streptophyta; Pinopsida; Cupressales; Cupressaceae. The transcript is spliced from 4 exons.
AUGGAAGCUCCAGAUGUAGCAUGGAUGGGGCCAUUGGUUCUUGCAGAAGACAUUCAAAGAAGAUUGAAAGGACUAUGGCUAGAUGUCUUAAGGGGAAAUCCUCAGGUCAAGGAUGGACAAGAUCAACCUAUACAGUUGUGGGUGUCGCUUUGGGAUUCGAGAAUAUUGGAAGAAAGGAAGAAAAGACUUGGGGAUCUAGAAGGAGAAGAAGAACAGGAUGUGGAAAGUGAUUCUAGAGAAAAUGAAAUAGUUUCUAAGCUUCAAGUACUAGAAAAAGAAGAUGAACCAGAUGCUCAAGACAAAAUUGUAGCAACACUGAAUAUAGAUUCAAAUGCUAGGCUAGAAGAGCAUACAUCUUUUGUUUCAGAUGAUAAAUUUGUUAAGUCAAAGGAGUUUAAAUCCUUUUUGUAUCAUUUUAAAGGAAAUAAAUUAAGAGAUGCAAUGCCAAAUGUGACACCAGAGAAUGAGGCAAAAAUGUUCAGGAAACUGAAGGCAGAAAUUGAUUCUGAGUUAGAGAACAUGAACCCUGAAAGGGGAAGACAACUUCUUGUAGAGAAUAGUGAAAGAAGAACUAGCAAUGGGGAAAUUACUAGCAACUGGAAUAAUAGCAAUAGGAGCAACAAUGUAAGUAAUAAUAGAGGUAACAAUGGUAAUAAUGAAAAUAAUGGCAAUAAUGGAAGUGGUAAUGGAAAUAAUAGAGCCAACAAUGGUAAUGUAAACAAUGAAAAUGGAAAUAACAAUAAUCAAAAUGGUGGUGGAGGCAAAAAUGGAAACAAUGGUAAUAAUAGAGGAAAUGGAAACUUUCAAAAUAACAACUAUGGUUGCAGACCACCUAUGACCAUUGAAAGGUAUAAACACUUGGAUUUCAAAGGGAUGGUUGGAUAUCCAAAUCAGAUUUCAAGUGAUUUAAGGUCAGCCAUCCCUAAGUUCAAAAGCAAUGGAACUGAUUCUACAGAACAACAUGUAAUAAAUGUAAAAAAUACCAUUGAGGAAUUUGAAGUCCCUAAUGAAGAUGAUUUAUGA